AUGUCUCCAGCUGCGCUUUCCCCGGAACCCUCUUUUCGGGUUGAACCUUUUAUUAAAACCAAAGAUCAGAAAUUUAAUUUUGGUGCCACGGUCAUUGGUUUGAAUCUCGACGAAAUUUCAGACCACGACGUCACCAAGUUGAAAGAGACCAUCUGGACUCAUAAGGUGAUUGUGGUCAAGGGGCAAAAGCACUUGGAUCCCAAGAAGCAUUGGGAACUUGUGACCCGUUUUGACCCUGACGCUCCUCAACUCCACAGCCACGGCAAUAUCGAGACUUUCAACAAGAAGGGCGGCUUACUUGCAAAAUCACGGGAGGUAUAUGGGAUUCCAGGAGCAGAGAAUGUGCGCCUGGUUGGCAAAGGGUUUCAAGGCGAAGAUCAUUACGGUCUGAAGAAUCUGACUGUGAAAGGUUUGUCCAACGAUUUCCACGCCGACGCAUUGGACGAUGAGGACUUCAAAAAGGGCAACACGAGAUUUCAGAGAUGGCACAUUGACGCACCACUGUAUGACCGUGAUCCAGCAUGGUUCACAACGCUCCGUGCAUGUAAACUGCCUUCUGGGCCACAUUUGACAAUCAGAUGGGAUGACGGGUCUGGGUUGAGCAUGAAAAGUCCGCCAGGCCUAACGGCAUUCUUCAGCACUUCCCAACUAUAUGAGAUGCUUAGUCCAGAUGAGCAACGGAUGGCUGACCACAGCUGGGUUGAAUAUGCACCACAUCCAUAUCUAUGGAUUGAGCAUUGCAAAGGAAACACCACGGGCCUGGGACUGAAGAACCAGGGCAAGGAGCAUACAAUUGAGGAAAUCGGUGAUUACGAUGAAACUGCUGUUAAACGAUAUCCGUUUGUGUGGAUCAAUCCUGUUACCGGCGAGAAGGCAUUCCAAGUCCACGGCAUAUGCGCUCGCAAACUCUUUAUUCGUUCUUCCGCAGACGAAGAGCCCAAAAUCAUUGAUGACGUGGUUGAGAUCCGGUCAAUUCUUCACAAGAUUCAGUCGCGCAUCUUACGUCCAGAGUACAUUUGUCUCCCUCAGAUUGAGGAGGGCGAUGUCGUUAUGUGGGAUAAUUACGGUUGCUUUCAUAGUGCUGUGGAUUAUCCAUUGGAGAUGUAUGGUCCUAGGACAAUGCAUCAAGCCAAUAUUGGCGCAAGCAAAGGUCCUGUUGGACCAGUGCCGAUUCCAUCGAUUGGAUGA
Molecule: messenger RNA, 1188 nt
Organism: Rhinocladiella mackenziei CBS 650.93
Lineage: Eukaryota; Fungi; Ascomycota; Eurotiomycetes; Chaetothyriales; Herpotrichiellaceae
Exons: 3
Coding region: 1-1188 (395 amino acids)
Molecular function (GO): oxidoreductase activity
Source: RefSeq, a predicted model, not a curated record